UAAUGGAUAAUUUAUAUAGGAGAGUGAAAGCCCAACCAACCUGAGAGAUAAAAGAGAGAGAAAUGAUUCCCGCCAUUUCUCUAUCAACGAACAUAGCUAUCUCAACUAACUUAACUGCAACCUCGGGUCCGAAUGUCUCUCAGAGGCACCGAAACUCCAACACUCCAAACUCCCUUCUCAAAUCUCUCGCGAAAUCUGGAAAACUUGAUGACGCUCUUCGCCUGAUCGAAUCCUGGCCGUCCAAGUUUCCGGCCACCGAACCGGAUGUCGAGGCAUACUCCGUCUUCCUCCAUGCCUGUAUCUCCAGAAGGUCCUUAGAACAUGGUCAAAGACUCUACCGUCAGCUUCUUCUCCACAGAAACGGAGGAAAUCUACGCCUCCUCAACAACCCCACCUUGAAAAGCAAGCUCAUUACACUCUUCUCCAUUUGUGGCCGAGUCGAUGAUGCUUUCGGUGUUUUUGAAGAUGGGAUUGACGACGAGCAUGUUCCUGGACAGGUUUGGGUGGCUAUGGCUAUUGGGUGUUCGAGAAAUGGGCAACCUGAACGAGCUUUGCUUCUCUACUGUGAGAUGUUGUGCCGGUUCGUCCAGCCUGGUAACUUUGCGUUUUCGGCCGCCUUGAAGGCGUCGGUGGACUUGUUAAAUUUGCGGUUCGGUAUAUCUGUUCAUGCCCAGAUUGUAAAGUCUAAAGAAGAACCUGAUCAAGUGGUGAAUAAUGCUCUUUUAAGACUGUAUGCGGAGUUGGGUUGUUCCGAUGAAGUCUUGAAGGUGUUUGACGGAAUGCCUCAACGAAAUCUUGUUUCAUGGAACACUUUGAUUGCAGGUUUUAUUAGUCAAGAUCAAAUUUUUGAUUCACUGCAUACUUUUAGGAGGAUGCAAAUUGAAGGAAUGGGGUUUAGUUGGGUAACCCUUACUACAAUAUUACCGGUUUGUGGUCGAGUGACUGCACUUCACAGCGGCAAAGAAAUACAUGCCCAGAUUUUAAAGUCAGUGAAUAGACCUGAUAUUUUUGUACUUAACUCACUUAUGGACAUGUAUGCGAAAUGCGGAACAAUUGAUUACUGUAGAAGAGUGUUCUAUAGGAUGCAGAGUAAAGAUUUGACAUCUUGGAAUACCAUGCUCACAGGGUAUGCACUCAAUGGGUUCAUGGAAAAAGCACAGGAAUUGUUCUAUGAGAUGGUUGAGUCUGAUAUGAAACCAGAUGGCAUAACCUUUAUUGCUUUGUUGUCUGGUUGUAGCCAUGCAGGUCUUACUGAUGAAGGACAGAGAUUUUUCAGUAAGAUGAAGCUGGAUUAUGGGGUAUCACCAACUGCUGAGCAUUAUGCUUGUUUGAUAGACAUCUUGGGAAGAGCUGGGAGAAUCAAGGAAGCAUUACAGGUAAUGGAAAACAUGCCUAUGAAGCCGAGUAGUACCAUAUGGGGAUCAUUACUCAAUUCAUGUCGGCUCCAUGGCAAUGUUUCUCUUGCGGAGCUCAUUGCGGAGCAGUUGUUUGAACUUGAACCUAAUAAUCCUGGGAAUUAUAUCAUGCUCUCAAACAUUUAUGCAAAUGCAGAGAUGUGGGAGGGUGUGAAGAUGGUAAGAGACAUGAUGGAGGAAAGGGGAAUCAAGAAAGAGGCUGGAUGUAGUUGGAUACAAAUAAAAAACAGAGUUCACACGUUUGUGGCAGGUGGUGGGUUUGAACUCCGUAACUCACCUGAAUUUAAGAAGGUUUGGAGUGAAUUAAUGAAAGCUACACAAGACAAUGGAUAUAUCCCAAGCACAAGUGUUGUGCUUCAUGAUGUAAACGAAGAUCUGAAAACAUCUUGGGUAUGUGGGCACAGUGAGCGACUUGCAACUUCUUUUGCACUCAUUCACACUGCUGAUGAAAUGCCAAUAAGGAUUACAAAGAAUCUUCGUGUUUGUGUAGAUUGCCAUACUUGGUUGAAACAUGUUUCCUGCAUAACAGGUAGGUUGAUUGUCUUGAGGGAUACAAAUCGCUUCCACCAUUUUAAAGGAGGAGCAUGCUCUUGUAAGGACUACUGGUGAUAUUACCUACAUAGAGAAAUAAUUCUUUGCAAUUUUUCUCAAUUCCAGUUCUCCUUUAUUUCAUUAAUUGUCAAAACGUUAGCUUUCUAUUAUAAGAAAACAUGAAAAGGUUAUCAACAA
Messenger RNA from Ziziphus jujuba (common jujube), 2144 nucleotides. RefSeq names its product pentatricopeptide repeat-containing protein At3g14330. Gene Ontology annotation, molecular function: protein binding; zinc ion binding; RNA binding. The transcript has a single exon. Lineage: Eukaryota; Viridiplantae; Streptophyta; Magnoliopsida; Rosales; Rhamnaceae. Gene Ontology annotation, biological process: RNA modification. The record is from RefSeq and is a predicted model, not a curated record. Bases 63 to 2024 code for a protein of 653 amino acids.